This is a messenger RNA of Capra hircus (goat), 6249 nucleotides long. It is a transcript of the gene SGMS2, whose product is annotated as sphingomyelin synthase 2. Gene Ontology annotation, biological process: ceramide biosynthetic process; sphingomyelin biosynthetic process. The transcript has 6 exons. The record is from RefSeq and is a predicted model, not a curated record. Gene Ontology annotation, cellular component: Golgi membrane; endoplasmic reticulum membrane. Gene Ontology annotation, molecular function: sphingomyelin synthase activity; ceramide cholinephosphotransferase activity. NCBI's taxonomy places the organism in Eukaryota, Metazoa, Chordata, Mammalia, Artiodactyla, Bovidae. The coding region runs from base 575 to 1672 and encodes 365 amino acids.
AAGUCCACUCGCGCGGACAGGAAGCAGUUCCCGAAAAAGGCGAAAUGCGGGGGUGGGGGACGUCUUCCUGGCCCCACCCUUGAAAGUUGCAGGGAGUGGCACCCCAAGAACUUUGGCAGAUCGUUCUGUGUCGCCGCUCAGGGAGGUCGGCUCCAGCUUUCCCUGCCUGAGCCAAUCUGCCCUGCCUGCCAAGCCCCUCCUUCCCUGCACCUUUAAGGGCUGGAAGAAGAGAGUGUCGGCUGAGGUUCCCUUCUUAAGAAGUCGCACCGGUUUUUCGAGCUCCGCUCUGAGCCCGGGGAGCCACGGCAGCGGGGAGCGGGCGCCUCCGAGUGGAAUAGUAACAUCUUUGGGGGAAAGAAAAUUGGCGUCCUUUCCUGAAAGUGGUAAACGUAUAGCAGAUGGUGGCCCAGGAGGAACACUAGAGAGAUGGAGACCAUCUAUGUUUUAUACUAGGAAACAAGAUCAGUCUUAAGAGUCCAUGUUGAUCUUGGAAAUAGAAGGAUUAGAAAAAGUCGAGUUUCCGCAAAGAACAAGAACUUUACCAUCUCCUUUUUGACCUGAAGACCAGGGGACAAUGGAUAUCAUAGAGACAGCAAAACUUGAGGAGCAUAUGGAAAAUCGAACCAACGACCCUGCAGACACUUACACGAGACCUCCUGAGCCUGUCGAAGAAGAGAACAGAAAUGGCAACAACAAACCUAAGAGCUUAUCCAAUGGGUUGCGGAAAGGCACCAAAAAGUACCCGGACUAUAUCCAAAUUGCUAUGCCCACAGAAGCGAGGAACAAGUUUCCCCUCGAGUGGUGGAAAACGGGCAUUGCUUUCGUGUACGCUCUUUUCAACCUCGUCCUGACAACCGUCAUGAUCACGGUUGUGCACGAGAGGGUCCCUCCCAAGGAACUCAGCCCUCCACUCCCAGACAAGUUUUUUGAUUACAUAGAUCGGGUGAAAUGGGCAUUUUCUGUAUCAGAAAUAAAUGGGAUUAUAUUAGUUGGAUUAUGGAUCACCCAGUGGCUGUUUUUGAGAUACAAGUCAAUAGUGGGGCGCAGAUUCUUUUUUAUCAUUGGAACUUUAUACCUAUAUCGCUGUAUCACAAUGUAUGUCACUACCCUCCCGGUGCCUGGAAUGCAUUUCCAGUGUGCUCCAAAGCUCAACGGAGACUCUCAGGCCAAAGUACAGCGGAUUCUACGGCUGAUCUCUGGCGGUGGAUUGUCCAUCACAGGAUCGCACAUCUUGUGUGGGGACUUCCUCUUCAGCGGCCACACAGUUGUGCUGACACUUACUUACUUGUUCAUCAAAGAAUAUUCGCCUCGCCACUUCUGGUGGUAUCACUUAAUCUGCUGGCUGUUGAGCGCUGCCGGGAUCAUCUGCAUUCUGGUAGCACACGAACACUAUACCGUCGACGUGAUCGUGGCCUAUUACAUCACAACUCGGCUCUUCUGGUGGUACCAUUCCAUGGCCAAUGAAAAGAACUUGAAGGUGUCUUCACAGACUAAUUUCUUGUCUCGAGCGUGGUGGUUCCCCAUCUUUUAUUUUUUUGAGAAAAACGUACAAGGCUCGAUCCCUUGCUGCUUCUCCUGGCCUCUGUCCUGGCCUCCUGGCUGCUUCAAAUCAUCUUGCAAGAAAUACUCACGGGUUCAGAAGAUUGGCGAAGAUAAUGAGAAAUCUACCUGAGGAGCAGAGCAGAGGCAUUGGCUCUUACACCAAAAGAGUUAUCGCUGUAACCAAAGGUAUAGUUUUGAUUUUUAUUUUAGGAAAACUGAUCACUAAAGGAAGAAGCGGACCAAGUUUUGUGCAAGUGAUUAGAAAGAUGAACGAAGUAUUACCCUUGGACUGUUUUUUUUUUUUUUUUUUUAAUUCAUCCUGAGAAAGUUAAAUUCUCCUUCGGCUCUUCAUUCAUUGGUGACAAGCCCUCCAACUGGGAUUUUACUAAUGAGCUUGUUAAAGAGGUGCCAAAGAACAGGCUACUCCUUCCUUAUUCUUUCUGCAGGAAAGCUCUCUACUUCAGAAUUUUUUCAGGAUUUUUUUUUUUUUCCUCCAAGGUCAAAAGAAUUUGUUAAAAUUUUAAAUAAAUAAAGAUAUCUGGAUACAGACAGCUACUGUGUAAAUAAAAUCUCCAAAUGCUGAGAGUGGUUUUUAGCAUUAGGCUUCUUAGCCGUGGGUUGUGAGUGAACUUUGGGUGAACCUUGUUUCUGCCCUGCCUUAGGGGAGGUCAGGGUCAGGUCUGGGAAUAUGUGCUGCUGCUACCAGCCAAUGUACUCCGUGUCACUUUCACUUUAUUUUUUUUUUAAUUGAUAGUUCACUUUUUAAGUUAUAAAAUUAAGUCAAUAGAGAAGUGUUUGAGACACCCCGCAGAUUUCACAUGUGUGUAAAUAUUUCAUUCUGAGAUCCCUAUGACAGGUACACAGGAGACAUGGGGCUGUGUAUGCGAAUGAGGGGGGCUUCUGUUCUCCACAUAUAGAUUCGCAUCUGUGCCCCCCAGGGCAGUCAACAGUGUAACGCAGGCUGAGCAUACAUAGGUGUGUGAACUGACACUGCUGCCCUGUGGGGAACAGGCCUGUGUUUUUCUCCCAGGUCACACACACCCUGGCUGAGAUCUGUCAUGGAGCUGUGAAUUGGAACUCAGAAAUCCAACUGGGCACAUGUCAUUGAAAACCGUUUCUUCCUAGUUCCAUUGUGCUUUAUGGAAAAACCAAGAUAGAGUCCAAAAGUUUUAUCUCAUCCUUGCCUUUUAGCAAGAGACUCGUUUCUUAUGUACUGGUCCUAAGGACACAUACCACAGUUGAAUAAUUUUACUUUGACCCUGAAAUUAUACCACGGUGCUGCACUGUAAUCUGCGGUUAGGAUAGGUGCGUUAGAUGGUGACGGCUCCUCAGUAAAGGGGGGUAGCUGCUUCUGAGGUUCUUUCAGGUGAUGUUAAAAAAAAAAAAAAGAUGGAUUAAAAAAAAAAAAUCCGGCCAGAUUUAGUGCAUUGUUUAAUGCUGUUGAAUCUUUUGGAAAAUUCUUGGCUUGAUUUCUUUAAACUUCUAGUAAUCAUAGAAAAAAAAUUUAAGGUUACAAAAUCAUCAACAGUAGUCAGGGGAGAAGUCAGUCUGGGUAGCAGGAGGCAGUUACCUUUAUAUUGAUGGUGAAGAUUUCUCCCCACUUAGAAUGAAAAACAUCCCUAAGUUUGUCAUUGUCAAUGAGUCAGCCUCGACUCGGUACACAAAAUUGAACUUGAACUUGUCUAAGAGAAGCACAAAACAAUUCUGUUCAGAAGGGUCAUCCUCCUUUGGUGCUAAAAUUCUGUGUAUGUUUUCAGUAUGAUUCUUUCUGUAAAAGAGAAACACUAAAGGUUGAAUCAGAAGGUAGAAAGACUAACUUACUUAUUUAAAACACGAAUUGAAACCCUAUACAUCCUUGGCAGGUUUUGAAAUGCAAGAAGUCUUUCCAGUAUUUAUUAUUAAGUCAAUAAGAACCAUAUGUACAGCUUACGUGGUGUAUUUAGCUAUACUUCUACGUAAUUUUCACUUAUUUUCAUUUGUUAAAUAUUGACGCUGGCGAUAAGACAAUGUAUUCCACUUGAAAAUACUGAUUUUAAAUUUUUCCUAUCUAAUUGUGAGGAAAAGUAUCUGACACAGAAGCUUGAGUUUUGUUCUCCUGACACUGAUAUAUUCCUUGAGCCUUGAAUUUAAAUAAAACAACCUGAUAUACCUUAGAGCCUCAUUCAGCUAGAUCUGGUAUAACCCACUCUUUUUCAAAUUAAGUAAGGAAAGGUGUUUAAGCUUUAAAAAUCAUGGUGUAUUGAUUAUUGGACAACCUUGAAAACAGUAUAAACUUUGCAUUUUAAUCAAGUAAUCCAGUUUUCGUUUUUUUUAAAUACCAUCACCUUUUGAAGAACUUUAAAAACAUCUGUGACCCCAUGUAUGGACACCACUGUUCCCAUGUAUAUGCCACUGCUCUGUAAUAGAUGCUGUGGAAGCAUGUGGUAUGAAAAUAAGGGGAGAGGGGACUAUUAGAGGUUCUAGAUGGGAAAAUAAGAGAAAUAGCAAAACCCAUUUACAUUUAGGAAACCAAACUUGAGGUUCAACCCCAUAUGCCACUUGGGGAUAUAAAUCUUAAACAAUUAUUAGUCUUACUGUGGUGAUAAUUUCACAAUAUGUACAAAUAAAUCAUUACAUUGUAAACCUAAAAUUAAUAUAAUGUUUUAUGUCAAUUAUACCUCGACUGAAAAAAAGAACAUAAUUAUGAGCUUGCUUUUUGAAACAACAUAAGAUCUUAUCUAUUAUCCUUGUUUUUGUACGCCAGUGCGCCAGUUUGAAGCUUUUUCUGGGAUUAAGUCCUUGGUGCAAUAUUUCUAUAAUAUAUAAUUUCUAUGAAUGAUGCCACAUUAAAAAAAAAUCUUUCGAGUGAAAAUGAGUUCCUUUCAGAUUCUUUUUUUUUUUUUUUUCUAAGUUCCUACAUGAGCUCUGAAAACAGUCUUCUUACCCACUCAGUUCCACCCAAGGUAAUUUGGAAUUUGGUAUUUAAUUUCCUGGCAUCUUGGGAAACAAGUUUUGCUAUGGAAGGAGGGUGGGGAGGUGGUUGUGACUGAGCUGGUUGAUGAAUGACAGUGCUUAAGGUUCUCUGCUGUACAGCAGUGCCCCCUUGUGGAAAUAUGUUAUAGGUCUUGGAACACGAACUAGGCACAAGUGUAUUUCCAAGGUUUUAAAGGCAUUUUAAAAUUAUUAUUUUUACCAGUAAUCUGAAAGCAUCAUAAAAGUAAUUAUUUUUUUCAAAAGGAAUUAUUUUAAAGGCAUUUUAAACCUUUUCCAAAGGGAAAAUGUGCUUAGAUCGCAGGGGUUAUAAUUCUAAUCUUUUAUCCAUCUGAUCAAAGAAAAUUUGCAGACCAUUUUUACCUCUCACUAUCACAAUCAUUAAUGUCUCCCUUUAUAACUUCCUGUACUUUGUUUAUCUUGAAACACCAAAUUGGCCAUCUUUCUCGUGUGUGUGUGUGUGUGUGUGUGUGUGUGUUUCUUUUUACAUGCUAGAAUUCAUGCAGUUACUUUUUUGAGAGUUAACAUCUUGUUCCUUGAAUAUUUUGAGUAUUUCUAUUAAAAUUCUUUUAUAUUGUUGACUUUAUUUUGCUCUGUAAAGCUGAUUUCAAAUGUAAGCCAGUCUUAACACACUCACUCCUGUAGUGUAAGGAAGUGUGAGAAGGAAUUCUUAAUAAAUGAGUUUACAUGUUUAAAUCGGACAUAUUAUAAUUAAUAUGCCAUAUGUUGAAGGCUUUUCUAUUUGUAUGUAUAAAGAGUCCUUUUUCAAUGUCAUUGUGUUGCAAUAAUUUAACUCCUCUGACUUACUUGCUAAAAAUAUUUAUUCUAUUAAGAAGUGCUCUUGACUUCAAUACCUAAACCCUGAAAAUCAUGUCAAAAGGUACCCAAAGAUAAGUUUUUAUACAGAUACACACCUUGUAAGUUCUGACUUAUUUUAUUACUCAUUAAUCUAACUAUGUUGUGUUCUGAAUGAAUCAUGAAUAAGAAUAGCUGUUUAUUGUGGAUUUAUUUAAAACUGUCCUUUAAAAGAAAAAGAAGAAGCUAUAAGCUAAUCUAAUUGCCAAGUUGGAAUUCAUUAUUUAGUUUACCUCCUAUGCAAUGAUUAAUGCUGCAAAAUGUAUGGUUAUGUUAUACUAUAUUCACAAAAGCGAGAUUAUUACAAGGUUUGAGAGGUAGCCAAUUGCAUCGUUCGGAAAUUUACUGUACUGUUUCAAUGUGUUAAGUGCCUUGUUGUAAAGUAAAAUUCUAAGUCUAGAAUUCAUUAUUUUCCUGACAUAUAUUUUUCAUUAUGAUAUAUACUGUAUAUCGCUGUAAUAGUUUUAUUAAAUGCUUAUGUUUUAAUUAAAUAUGUAAAUUUCAGAAACUCUUUUCUCUUACCCACUGGUACCUUAAUCAUUGGUCUGUCAUACAGAUUUGAAUUCAGGUUCCUUUUUUCAAGAGGGGAAAUUCUCUUAGUUUAGAAAUAUGUUUUCCAUGCUUGUGCUUUUGUGUUUGUAAAAACAUUUCAGGAGGAAUUUGGGGGCGUUAACUAUAGUUUGUACUUCAAAAUGCCAUUUUACAUUUACAUUUUAAGUGCCUAAUUGUUAGUUAAAACUAAUUUAUGUUUCUAUUCUAAAAAAAGAAUGUGUCUACUUGGUUUCUAAUCUCUCUGGCUUUGCUUAAAAAAAAAAAAGCAAGAGCCUAUACUUUGUAUUUACCCAAUAAACCACCAUGACAUCAACAGUCUUUUCAAAAUUA